AUGGUUACGGCACGAGCCCGUCUCUUACAUGUAUCACAGUGUAUACAAAAAAUCAUUACGUGGAAGGAAGUGAGAACCUAAUGGAACCAGAGCUUGGUCCAUAUAGACAACAGUUGUUACCAGCUACAAAAACACCACAGACCAUGUCAAGUUUUCCCACAAUGAAGAUGAACAGCAGGUUUACCGGGGAUGUGGACGAUAUGUACAAUGCCCACGGUCACGCUGGCAAUCAUUGUCGGGAGGCAAUAUUAGAAGGUUUAGGAAGAAUAAUUAAUUCAAGAUCAGAACAUCUGGCAGUACAACCAGUUAGCAUAGCAGAUUUUGGAACUGCGGAUGGGCGUGCUUCUCUCUCUCUCAUCAAUGAAAUGAUAGAUGCCAUACAAACAGGCCUGGGGCAGGAGCAGCCUAUUCUAUUGUACUAUAAUGAUCAACCAAUGAACGACUUCAAUCUUCUCAGCAAAGCUAUCCAAGGAAACACACGUGAUCCCGGACUAAAUGUCACCGGUAGCGUCUACCCAGUAAUUGUACCGCGGACUAUGUAUGAACAGUGUCUCCCUGAUAAUUCUCUCGACCUAGGAAUAUCCACUGUGGCUACACAUUACUUAUCUAAACAGGUUUGUCAAAUUAAAAACGGUAUAUAUUUUGAAGAGGCGGAUGACGGAGAACAGAACUUGAUUAGACAACAAGGAAAAGUCGACUGGAGAGCUUAUGUUAUUUCUAGGGGACGGGAACUGAAACCAGGAGGAUUUCUUAUAACUUUAACCAUCUCGUCAAACGAUAAAGGCGAGUUGUCGUCGGUGUUUGAAAAUGGACUUUCCCUACUGGGCAGUGUCAUGUCUGACAUGGCCAGAGAAGGAAUAAUCACACAGGUAGAGCCGAAGGGGCCCCCACUGGAAAGGAAAAGUGAGUAUCCUCGUAAAAAAAAAUCUAAGAAACCGCAAGUUUUGAACUAUCGUCCGUCAAAGUGUGAGAAAAAUCUCUAG
Pecten maximus is the source of this 983-nucleotide messenger RNA. RefSeq names its product farnesoic acid carboxyl-O-methyltransferase-like. Gene Ontology annotation, biological process: methylation. The record is from RefSeq and is a predicted model, not a curated record. The transcript is spliced from 9 exons. NCBI's taxonomy places the organism in Eukaryota, Metazoa, Mollusca, Bivalvia, Pectinida, Pectinidae. Gene Ontology annotation, molecular function: S-adenosylmethionine-dependent methyltransferase activity. Bases 81 to 983 code for a protein of 300 amino acids.